GGCGUCUGCAGCACGCAGAAAGACCAGGGACAAUGACCUUUUUCCUCCCAGUGUGGAUGGAUUGAUUGAUCUCUGGAACAUCGAAAGUGCGACUCGCUUCUUCGAAGAACGAUAGAUUCCAAAGCACAGCCGGGUAAUUUACCCACCUCUGCAUUGAUUGAACACUGAAUUUCCUUUCUAUAUCAACUUUUAUAGGGCGUUUCGUUUUGCUUUUGCCUAUCCCAAAAUAACGCGCUACAUCAUAUUUUCGGACGUUUGUUUUACAGUAGACUUUCAGAUUGUAUUCCCUGUCCGGACAGAAUCGCAUUAGAUAUUUCCGCCCCGUUAUGUGAUAUCUGACCGGACGGAUGUUCGCCUCUGUAUCGGUGUGAUCGGCGAUGUGGUCAUGGCAGGUUUUGGAGCCCAGAAGUGUCCGAAGAGUGAUAAGUUGGACGAGGCGCAGGCACUGGCCCGCAGCUGCGCGGGGAGACCGGACUUCUUGCCGUGCGAUGGGCUGUUAAUAUGCGCCACGCACAGCCACGGAAAGUGCUUCAAGUUGCACUGGUGCUGCCACUUGGGCUGGUGCCACUGUAAAUAUGUUUACCAGCCCAUGACCAGUGUGUGCCAGCUGCCGAGCACGGCGGUGCCCUCUGACCCCUCUGAGUCCCCACCCACCAUGAACCUGUCUGUCUCCCUCACCGAACGCUUCCUGAAGAUCGCCCCCUGCUUCCAGUCCCCGCCGUUCCUUCAGUCGCCCAAAUACUGUGUCAUAGCAGACCUCUUCAUCGACGACUACAUCGUCAAACGCAUCAACGGGAAGAUGUGUUAUGUUCAACGUUCUCCUCCUCCCAUCCCUGAUCCUCCUGCUGCUGCACCUCCUCAUGAUAGGGAGCACCACCACCACAGCCCUGUAGACAAGCUGAAAGGCCCCAAGAUGGACCACUGCUCCUCUCCAUCCAGCUCCGAGGACUCUGGGAUCAACGCGCUAGGUCGGCACUACCUGGAAUCCUGUGAGUCAGAGUCAGAGGAUCAGAAUGAAGUGUUGAGCGGCGAUGGAGAUGGGACAUCUAGCCUCUGUAGUCUCUGGGACCAGGAUGAGACCUCUCUGUUGUCUCCCUCUAAGUCCAUGGUGGAGAUCAUCGAGAAGAUUGAGACCACUGUGUGACAGACAGACACUUCACUGAGCACACCAGAGAGAUACAACUAUAUUCUACUAUAUAUAUGGAGCACACCAUGGGAGCAUUUGAAAAACAGCUCCAGAUUUCUUGAGUUGGAUUUAAGUUGGAUUUAAGGGACCUACAGUCCACCUAGUGGAGUUGACUUUGUUGUGGUCAGAUAUACAUUAGGUAACCCCACAUGAUAAUGACCCUAUGUGUUUUCUCAGAGACGGUCAAGGAUCCCAGGUAUGGAUGGUCUCUGGUUUAUCCACCCCACUCUAUAUCUCUCCAGAACCCCUGCAUGGUUUGUUAGAUAGAUGGAACUGUCUCCUGUAGCAAAGAUUUGACUAGAAAUACAGAGGAAAACAUGUCCUUUGACACUCACAGCAGCUGACCAAAUAUACUACUUACUAGUCCAUCAACAGCCAAUCACAGCCUUUAUCAGCCCCUUAAAUACCAACUACCAAGCCUUGCGCCAACAACUCCUGCCUGCUUCUAAAAAUAGAAUCACAGUUGAAAUUUUCAGAGAGAACUUUGAAGUUGUUUGACAAUCAAGAAAGCACAUUCCUUCCUCUACCUGCUGUGAAGACCCAACUACUCAACUCCUAUCAGCCAAUGAUACAGUGUGGAAAUACCAAAUCACAUGUUUACCAGAGCAAAGCAUGGUAACCUAAGAGGAAAGAGGACCAGUGAUUCCCACAGCUACUAUGUACUUUAUUACCUUGACCAGAAGCAGUGAAGUUACUGUCUCCUUUCCUCUUGAGGUGGUCGUUCACACCAGAGUAACUGCUCAGAAUAAAAGCACAGCACAUACUGUACUGUAUCCAUUACCAUACUGUACUGUUCAGUACUACUCAUUACCAUACAGUACUGUUCAGUACUACCCAUUACCAUACAGUACUGUUCAGUACUACUCAUUACCAUACUGUACUGUAUCU
This is a messenger RNA of Oncorhynchus mykiss (rainbow trout), 2074 nucleotides long. NCBI's taxonomy places the organism in Eukaryota, Metazoa, Chordata, Actinopteri, Salmoniformes, Salmonidae. The record is from RefSeq and is a predicted model, not a curated record.